This is a messenger RNA of Argentina anserina (silverweed cinquefoil), 3410 nucleotides long. RefSeq lists its product as uncharacterized. The transcript is spliced from 21 exons. Bases 32 to 2752 code for a protein of 906 amino acids. The record is from RefSeq and is a predicted model, not a curated record. Gene Ontology annotation, molecular function: protein binding. Lineage: Eukaryota; Viridiplantae; Streptophyta; Magnoliopsida; Rosales; Rosaceae.
CCUUCCCCCUCUAGUAUUAGUUCCUGACAACAUGUCUGAAUCCUCGCCGGACCUCUCUCUCCUCCGCCGCUACGAGCUUCGCCUCCUCCGCUGCACCCUCCUUUCCCCUCCUCCGCCACCCAAUCCCUCACCCUCCGAUCAAUCCUCACCCCCUCACCCCCUCUCCCCUCUCAUUGCCUCCCUCCUCACUUCCAUCGAGUCCGGCCGGUACCUCGACGCCCUCACCUCCGCCGAUGCCAACCGACUCCUCUUCAAGCUCGCCGACUCCGACUCGCUCUACGGCCCCGACCGAGUCUACUCCGAGUUGCUCCGCCGCGUCGAGUCGUUCAUAUCCGAAGAAGACGAUAAUGACAAGGACAAGGCCUAUAGAGUCGUCGUCGUCCUCUGCGUCGCCGUCGCCGCCUUGCUCGCUUUCACUCAGUCCAACUUGACCGGACCGUCGGAGGGGUUUCCGAGGUGUCCUUUGCCGGUGGAAGUGGCCUUGUGUGAUGAUGAGUGGGACAAUUGGGCGCGUAAUCAGCUCAUGGCUGCUGGCUCUGACUUGCUUGGCAAGGUCUAUAAUGUUCAGUAUAUAAUUUAUGCAAAGAUAUUGGUCAUGAAGAUGAAAGAUUUGUUAUUUGAAGGAAGUGGGUCUUGUGCAUAUGGAAUUAGGAGCCUUUCAUGGUGGCUCGCCAGGGUCACCUUUCUCCAUCAGCGCAUUCUCGACGAUCGGUCUUCAUCUCUGUUCGACCUUUUGCAUGUCUACACAAGUGAAUCUUUGAAUCAUUUUGGCACCUUGGAGAAAGUAACAAGUUAUUGGGGUAGCGAUUUGUGUAAUGGCGAGGGUGCAACACUUGUCUCAGUGAUUCACCUGGAAGCUGGAAUGGUAGAGUACAUUUAUGCACGAGUUGAUUCCUGCAGGUUGCUUUUUGACUCAGCUGAAGCAGCAGCAGGAUUAAAGCUUUCAGUUACCGGGGUUCUUGGGUUCCGUACCAUACAUCAGGUUGAACCAAAAGCACAAAUGGUUCUUUUAGCGGACACAACUUUGUCCAAGACUGGGCCGCUCUGUCCCUCUGUAAGCCCUAGCUCCCAUAUAUACGAUUCUAUCAGCAGCAAUGAUACAUCUGAUCAGCCAUCCCAUGAGGCAUCUGAUAUAUUAUUGACUCCAAGGUUGGUAGAGAAUGAGAGCAAUUCUGGAAUUAUAUCAGAGGGCAUUCAAGUUGGUGGUACUACUACUGACGCUUUGAGUGCGAUCCAUCAGGCAGUAAUCCUGGCUAAAUGCCUUUUAAUUGAAAAGAGCACGCGACAUGAUGAGAUGCAGAGAUGGGAAAUGGCUCCAUACAUUGAGGCAAUUGAUUCUCAGCUAUCAUCUAAUUUUAUUAUACGACGGUGCUGUGAUGCCCUACGUAUUCGGUGGGAGUCAACACGCAGUCACACCAAGGAACGUGCUUUGAUGAUGAUGGAAUCAUUGGUUCAGGGUAUCAACAAGCUCACUCCAGGAGUGGCAGAAAGGAUUCCUUUCUGCUAUGGGAUAUAUAACCCUACAAUUUCAGCCUUGCGGAAGGAAUACGGUGAACUUUGUAUUCGUUGUGGUCUGGUAGGAGAGGCAGUCAAAAUUUUCGAGGACCUGGAAUUAUGGGAUAACCUAAUAUUCUGCUAUAGCUUAAUGGAGAAAAAAGCAGCGGCUGUUGAACUGAUCAAGACACGGCUUUCUGUAUCACCUAAUGACCCCAGGUUAUGGUGCUCACUGGGUGAUGUUACUAAUGAUGAUGCCUGUUUCAAAAAGGCCCUUGAAGUUUCAAAUGAUAGAUCAGCCCGGGCUAAGCGGUCUCUUGCACGCAGUGCAUACAACAGGGGGGAAUAUAGAAUAUCAAAACUUCUGUGGGAGUCUGCUAUGGCCUUGAAUUCUCUGUUUCCUGAUGGUUGGUUUGCACUGGGGGCUGCUGCAUUAAAGGAUAGGGAUAUUGAGAAGGCACUAGAUGGCUUUACUCGGGCUGUUCAGCUUGAUCCUGAAAAUGGGGAGGCAUGGAAUAAUGUUGCCUGUUUGCAUAUGAUAAAAGGGAAGAGUAAAGAAGCUUUUAUUGCAUUUAGAGAGGCGCUAAAGUUCAAACGAAACAGCUAUCAACUGUGGGAGAACUACAGCCAUGUUGCUUUAGAUGUUGGAAAUAUUUCUCAGGCUCUAGAAGCUACACGGAUGGUGUUGGAUCUUACUAAUAAUAAGAGAAUUGAUACUGAAUUAUUGGAAAGAAUUAUGACAGAGGUGGAAAGCAUGGCUUCACAUAAUUCAGCAAUGACUGAUAACAAGCACAAUGUCCUCAUUAAUGGGACUGCAAAUGCGGAAUCUGAGGUGGGAAAUUCUCGGGAAGCUGAGCACUUAGUUGAAUUUCUUGGAAAAGUUCUACAACAGAUAGUUCGAAGUGGAAAUGGAGCAGACAUUUGGGGCUUGUAUGCUAGAUGGCAAAAAAUGAAAGGGGACCUUGCAAUGUGCAGAGAAGCUUGGCUAAAGCAAGUCAGAUCAUACCAGGGGUCUGAUUUGUGGAAAGACAGAGACCGGUUUAAAAAGUUUGCAAAAUCGUCUUUGGAACUCUGCAAAGUGCAUAUGGAGAUUUCUUCAUCUACUGGUAGCCAUGAUGAACUUCUCUCAGCUGAAAGGCACCUAAGGAACAUAAUCAAACAGGCAGGGAACUUCUCAGACAUGGAAGAACUUCAACAUCUUAAAGUCUGCCUUGAUGAAGUGAAGUUAAAAAUUGAUUCUAAAAACGUGUCUGCUUAGGAGUUUCUUUCGGUAUUGCUGAGUAAAUUUGAUAUAAAUAUAAAGACAAGGAUGUCACCUUGGUUGAUUGGCUUGUUUGUGCCAUUAUCCUUCUAAUCAUUGGAACAGUGGUGGCCUAUUACUGGAUCUUCAUCGAGUUUGUACGGAUAGGAAAAACUCACUCUCUACGACUUCUAUCUGUCUUCGUGAUGGAAAGUAAGAACUCAAAUUUCUUCUAUCUGGACACUAGGGGAAUCGUAGCCGCACUUUAGAUUCAUCCGAAAACCGUAUUUCUGGUUAUAGAGCAGAUCAUCAGUUUUGCCAGAUAUGAUCGAACGGCAAUGUUCAAACAUCAGGAGUGGGACAGGCCAUAUAGUAUUCUUACUGUAGGUUGGCAGUCAUAGAUACUAGCAAAUCAUGAAUCAGGUUGAUUAGGUGCUUGAGAUUGCUUGUACUUCAAAUCUUUACCGAUGGAACCCCAAUGAUAGAGUCAGAGACCCAAUGUCGAGACAUUUCCAUGAUUAUUGUAAUUUGAGAAACAUAGUUAUUUGUCUUGUCAGGACAUUGCAUUUGCAAAUUAUGCCUGGUUGGUUUCAAGCGUAACCACUGUUCUUUAAACUUAUUUUGUUUUAACUUAUACAUCUGUGUUGAAGGAAAAACACUGUUUUUGUCGACAUAA